Molecule: messenger RNA, 2742 nt
Organism: Hypomesus transpacificus
Lineage: Eukaryota; Metazoa; Chordata; Actinopteri; Osmeriformes; Osmeridae
Gene: pabpc4
Product: poly(A) binding protein, cytoplasmic 4 (inducible form)
Exons: 15
Coding region: 444-2339 (631 amino acids)
Cellular component (GO): ribonucleoprotein complex
Molecular function (GO): RNA binding
Source: RefSeq, a predicted model, not a curated record
CUCACGCAGUCUCUUUCCCCGGCCACAAAACAACCGUGAGUGUCUAACUCACUGUUCUCUAAAACUUAAAAAAGAAAAAAUAUAUAAAAAAAUACAAAAUACAUAAAAUCUUAAUAAAAACAGUACCGUAAUAUUCAAAAUAAUUUUUUAAAAAAUACAUCUCUUUUAUAAUAUUUGAAAAAAGACUGACAGGCCUCGGGCUUAACCCGAAGUUGGCGGCUGUACUUUUUGAAGAAGACUAUUUUUAUUUGGAAGACAUCGACAACUUGUUUUCUAACUUGUCUUAUCAGCGAGUCGUGGAAACUUUUAUAGAUAGGAACCCAAGUCGAUCUGCCAAAGAGCGUUUCAUCAUUAAGCACAAAGCUCCGGAGAACAAUUCCAAAUAGUUUCAGUUGCAAUUCUGUGGGGAGAAAAGCUUUCAUUCAUAUUGUGAUCACCGAGAAAUGAGCACAGCGACUGAGGGGAGUUAUCCAAUGGCUUCUCUUUAUGUUGGCGAUCUGCACCCCGAUAUCACGGAGGCUAUGCUGUAUGAGAAAUUCAGCCCAGCCGGACCAGUCCUGUCUAUCCGAGUAUGUCGUGAUAUGAUCACCCGGCGCUCUCUUGGAUAUGCCUAUGUCAAUUUCUCUCAGCCCGCUGACGCGGAGAGAGCCCUGGACACCAUGAACUUUGAUGUGGUGAAAGGGAAGCCAAUCAGAAUAAUGUGGUCUCAACGAGACCCCUCCCUCAGGAAGUCUGGAGUGGGCAACGUGUUCAUCAAGAACUUGGACAAAACCAUUGACAACAAAGCACUUUACGACACCUUCUCUGCUUUUGGCAACAUCCUUUCUUGCAAGGUGGUGUGUGAUGAAAACGGAUCCAAGGGCUAUGCCUUUGUGCACUUCGAGACACAGGACGCCGCCGACCGGGCCAUCGAGAAGAUGAACGGCAUGCUUCUGAACGACCGCAAGGUGUUCGUAGGACGCUUCAAGUCUCGGAAGGAAAGAGAGGCUGAGCUUGGUGCCAAAGCCAAGGAGUUCACCAACGUCUAUAUUAAGAACUUUGGGGACGAUAUGAAUGAUGACCGGCUGAAGGAAAUGUUUGACAAAUACGGUAAAACACUCAGUGUAAAAGUAAUGAUGGACCACGGCGGCAAAUCCAGAGGCUUUGGGUUUGUGAGCUAUGAGAAACACGAGGACGCUAACCGGGCUGUUGAGGAGAUGAACGGCACAGAAUUCAACGGCAAGAUGGUGUUUGUGGGACGUGCUCAGAAGAAGAUGGAGCGUCAGGCUGAGCUGAAAAGGAAGUUUGAGCAGAUAAAACAGGAGAGGAUUAGCCGUUACCAGGGUGUUAACCUUUACAUUAAGAACCUGGACGACACCAUUGAUGAUGAGAAACUACGCAAGGAGUUCUCUCCAUUUGGGUCCAUCACAAGUGCCAAGGUCAUGCUGGAGGAGGGCCGUUCCAAGGGGUUCGGUUUUGUGUGUUUCUCCUCCCCUGAGGAGGCCACCAAGGCGGUGACUGAGAUGAAUGGGCGCAUUGUGGGCUCCAAACCCCUCUAUGUGGCCCUGGCCCAGCGCAAGGAGGAACGCAAAGCCCACCUGACCAACCAGUAUAUGCAGCGCAUCGCUGGCAUGAGAGCCAUGCCAGCCAACGCCAUCAUCAACCAGUUCCAGCCUGCCAGCGGCUACUUCAUGCCAGCAGUGCCACAGGCCCAGAACAGGACAACCUACUAUGCACCCAAUCAGCUGGCCCAGAUGCGUCCCAACCCCCGCUGGCAGCAGCAGGGUGGCAGAGGCCAAGGUGGCUUCCAGGGGUUGCCCAACUCACUGCGCCAACCCGGUCCACGAGCCAACCUGCGACACCUAGCUCCCAAUGCUAGUGCCCAGGGCCCACGAGGUAUGCCCCCAGGCGCUGGCCAGGCCAUGGGACCUCGUCCCUCCUCCCUCCCUACCCCACGUGCUAUGCCUCCCUACAAGUACGCCACAAGCGUGCGCAACACCAACCCCCAAGUGGUGCAGCCAAUUGCCCUUCAGCAGACUCAGCCUGCCGUGCAUGUGCAGGGCCAGGAGCCUCUCACAUCAUCCAUGCUGGCCGCCGCUCCACCCCAGGAGCAGAAGCAGAUGCUCGGGGAGCGUCUGUUCCCCCUGAUCCAGGCCAUGCACCCCAGCUUGGCAGGAAAGAUUACUGGGAUGCUCCUGGAGAUUGACAACUCAGAGCUGCUUCACAUGCUUGAGUCACACGAAUCUCUGCGCUCCAAGGUGGAGGAGGCCGUUGCAGUACUUCAGGCCCAUCAGGCAAAGAAGGACGCCACCCAGAAAGUAGGAGUCAUCCCUGCAACUGCUGCUGCCACCACCUCCUGAUGUGAAACACGCUGAUAAGAGAAGGGGAGAGAUUAUUACACCUGUUUCAGUUUCCUGAGAUAUGUACUACAUUAUGCAAAACCAAAAAAUAUAUAUAAAAAACGAAAAAUAAAUUAAAAACCUACUUGAACCCUUUCAGAAAUAUUACAGUAUUCAAUUAUUUUCCUAGUCCUGUAAUAGUUUAAAACAGAAUACCAAAAGCAACAAAACAAUUUGAUUCAAGGUCCUUCAAUUUGUGAACCUUGAUAGACCCUUUUUCUAUCAAGAAAAUGAUAUUUGCUCUAAUUCUUUGCUUGAGGAUUUUGUGUUUGAAGACUUGAUUUGGUCUAUUUGAUUCCUUGUCCCAUCCUGCUAUCAUGGGUGGUGUGGUAUUCUCAAUAAAGGGAUGAAUAUAUCAAGUUUA